AUGGCAUUGGAGUGGCCAGGUCUGGGCCAGGACCAUCUCAUUUGCAUUCAGAAGCAUUUCAAAUCACCUUUGCAUUUAGAUGCUGCGUUUGAUGUCGAUUUGGGUGCUGCAGAGUUGAUUCAUGCAAUUUUUCCUGACAUGGUUGCUGAAGAAGUCAUGGACAUCGUGGCAACUCUGAUGGUUUGGAAGGAUGCCAAUGGCAGGUCAUGCAAGCGUGCCAGGCGUCAGGUUGUAGACCAUGUGAUGUUUCUUCCACUUCAGUCGGGGCCUCACACAGUUCAAGAUGUUUACAAGCGGUUGGUUCAGACCAAUGUGGUUUCUUUGAUUGAAGCACAUACAAAGAAGCGACAGAAGAUUCACAGGCUAGAAGCUGAAUCUAGAGCAAAACGUGCAGACGUUGAACGGAAGAAGUACACAUCACUUCUUGCUCAAGUGAUUGUUGAUGCUGAUUUGCCAGUGGUGGCAUUGAUCAGAACCUUGGAUGAUCCUCAGCAGGGAUGGGUCCAUCUGUUCGGAACUCGGAGGUGCAACACGCUGAAGAAUCGAUACAAGUCAUGGAGACCAUUUGCAGUAUGGUUGGAACUUCACUUUGGUCGCAAAUUUCCUGUCCAGUUGAAAGACAUCAUAGAUUACAUUCAACAUCGUGUAGACGAAGGUUGUGGUAAGACAAUUCCUGAAAGUUUCCAUACAUCACUGACACUGAUUGAGCAGCUUGGUAGAGUUCCUGAAGGGGAGCGAUUGUCAGAUGAACAGUUGUGGCUGGCCCACAUCAAGGCGUGGACAGCGGAGCUGGCGGCUGACUCCCCGCCGGUCAAACCUGCAGAGAUGUUUACAAUUGCAAUGUUGCUCUCUUUGGAAUUGGUUGUUGCAGAUGUUUCCCAACGCCUGUUCUCAAGAGCAUUGGCAUGGGUGGUGCUUGUGAUGAUUUGGGGGUCCAUGAGGUGCGAUGACGUGCAGUCAACUUUGCCUCACAGGACAACAUUGUCCAAUUACGGGCUGCGCAUGGUGCUGGGCAAAUCAAAGACGUCGGGCCCUGACAAGAUACAGAAGGAGGAUAGUUCUUUGAUCAGCAAGCUGCUCAGCGAUUUACCUGUGCCCAGGAAGCAGGGUGACAUGUGGGUGGCAAACACCGGAGGGCUGUUGCUACCGGAUGGACUGGAAACCCAUUUUACGGGACACAGUCCACGGAACUUUCUGACAUCUGUGGCGGCCGCCAUCGGGUUCCACAAGGACCAGAGGGCAUAUUUGGGCCGCUGGGCAAUGGGUAUGGUAGCUUCAGAGGAGUAUGUCCGCACAUCGCGUCAGGUGGUGUUCACCAUACAAAAGGCUGUUAACAGAUCGAUUGUGACAGGCUUUGAUCAGGAAUAUUUUGAGGAUGAGGCGAUUGACAGACUUUGCAAGGCUGCAGAAGAUUCUGGAGCCAACCGCAACAGGAUUCGGAAGAAGCACAUGGUGUGCUCCAGCCUCUCUGGGAAAUUUUGUCUUGGGGGGACAUUCCCCACUUUGGAGGUUUUGCCAGAUGAUUGGUUCGAAAUUGGUGAGAACGAAGAGGAUGAGCUUACGUUGGCUGCGAACAUCCUGGAUCAGAAAACCAGAGAUGAGGCUACGUCGAAAGAGCAGUCAAAGUUCUUUGUCACCAUUUCGAGGCGCACAGCAUUUCGCAGGUUGCACCUCACUGGAUGUUUUGUCAAGCCGUCCAACUGCACUGAAGUCCGUAUGUUGGACGAAGUUACCAAUGAAGAUUUUGACUCAAUCUGCAGAGCAUGCAAAAGGAAGAUGUUAGCUGAGAACGGGAAGGAUGUGAAUCCUGAGUCAAGUUCGACGGCAUCAUCGUCGUCCACAGGAAGUGCAGAUGACGUCGCAGGCUAA
Molecule: messenger RNA, 1869 nt
Organism: Cladocopium goreaui
Lineage: Eukaryota; Dinophyceae; Suessiales; Symbiodiniaceae
Source: the annotation of a GenBank genome assembly